This is a messenger RNA of Chrysemys picta bellii (western painted turtle), 5862 nucleotides long. The record is from RefSeq and is a predicted model, not a curated record. Lineage: Eukaryota; Metazoa; Chordata; Testudines; Emydidae.
AGUGGCGGCGCGCGGCCGGCAGGGGGCGCUCGGGCUCCGGCGCGCGGCGGCGGCUGCGCCAUUGGCGGGUCGGAAAUGCCGCCAGAUGGCGGUUUAGGAUUGCGGCUCCGCUGAGCGCGGCCCCCGCGAACGCCACCGCCCCGGCCCCGGCCUGGCUCCGGCCCGCACCCACCUAGACCCCACGCGCCAGCCGUAGCGCAGGCUCCAGGGGCGCUUCCCGGCCCGAGAUUGGACUUUGAGAUUAAUGAACAUAGUUACCAGGAAGUUGUCUUGUAACAUCAUCAUUAGAAGAAAUUCUAUGUAGUUCUAAUAUUUCAUAGAGGGUGCCGUGCUACAAAAAUGAUUACUUCAGAUUUGCCAGUGUUACAGGAUUCAACAAAUGAAACUACUGCACAUUCAGAUGCUGGCAGUGAGCUUGAAGAAACAGAAGUCAAAGGAAAGAGAAAAAGGGGCCGUCCUGGCAGGCCUCCAUCUGCCAAUAAGAAACCUCGAAAGUCUCCAGGAGAUAAGAGUCGUUCUGAACCUGGAACUAGAGGAAUAGGUCGUGGAAGAGCUAAUGGUCACCCUCAACAGAAUGGAGAAGGCGGGGACCCUGUCACUUUGUUUGAGGUGGUGAAACUGGGGAAAAGUGCGAUGCAGUCUGUGGUGGACGACUGGAUUGAAUCAUAUAAACAAGACAGGGAUAUAGCACUUCUGGAUUUAAUCAACUUCUUUAUCCAGUGUUCAGGAUGUCGAGGUACUGUAAGAAUUGAAAUGUUCAGGAACAUGCAAAAUGCAGAAAUCAUCAGGAAAAUGACUGAGGAAUUUGAUGAGGACAGUGGUGAUUACCCGCUUACCAUGCCUGGGCCACAAUGGAAAAAAUUUAGAUCAAACUUUUGUGAGUUCAUUGGAGUGCUGAUUCGACAGUGUCAGUAUAGCAUCAUUUAUGAUGAAUAUAUGAUGGAUACAGUGAUCUCUCUUCUGACUGGUUUGUCGGAUUCCCAGGUCCGAGCUUUCAGGCAUACUAGUACACUUGCUGCUAUGAAGCUUAUGACUGCUCUUGUGAAUGUUGCCUUAAACCUGAGUAUUCACCAGGAUAAUACACAGAGGCAGUAUGAAGCUGAGAGAAACAAAAUGAUUGGUAAGAGAGCUAAUGAAAGAUUGGAGCUGCUGCUUCAAAAAAGGAAAGAGCUGCAAGAAAACCAAGAUGAAAUCGAAAAUAUGAUGAACUCUAUUUUUAAGGGUAUAUUUGUUCAUAGAUACCGUGAUGCUAUUGCUGAGAUUAGAGCCGUUUGUAUUGAGGAAAUUGGAGUGUGGAUGAAAAUGUACAGUGAUGCCUUCCUGAAUGAUAGUUAUUUAAAAUAUGUCGGUUGGACACUACAUGACAGGCAAGGUGAAGUGAGGUUGAAGUGUUUGAAAGCUCUGCAGAGUCUGUACACCAACAGGGAGUUGUUCCCUAAACUGGAACUAUUUACUAACAGAUUCAAGGAUCGCAUUGUAUCAAUGACACUUGAUAAGGAAUAUGAUGUCGCUGUGGAAGCCAUUCGAUUAGUCACUCUAAUACUUCAUGGAAGUGAAGAAGCUCUGUCCAAUGAAGACUGUGAGAAUGUUUAUCACUUGGUGUAUUCAGCACACCGGCCGGUUGCAGUAGCAGCUGGGGAGUUCCUUCACAAAAACUUCCACUUUUGGGAUCUUGACCCUUCGAUUUAUUAUUGUAUUAAUGACAUUAAGACAUUUAAUUAUUUUAUAGCACAUUUUUCCUUAUUUUUACAGGUGUUAACUGCAAAAGAAAGGAAAACUCAGAUAGAUGACAGAAACAAAUUGACUGAACAUUUCAUUAUUGCGCUUCCUAUGUUACUUUCAAAGUAUUCUGCUGAUGCAGAGAAAGUAGCAAACCUUCUGCAAAUCCCCCAGUAUUUUGACCUGGAAAUCUACAGUACAGGCAGAAUGGAGAAGCAUCUGGAUGCCUUGUUAAAGCAGAUUAAGUUUGUUGUGGAGAAGCAUGUAGAAUCAGAUGUUCUAGAAGCCUGUAGUAAAACCUAUAGCAUCUUGUGCAGUGAAGAAUAUACCAUUCAGAAUAGAGUUGACAUAGCCCACAGCCAGCUGAUUGAUGAAUUUGUGGACCGAUUCAACCAUUCAGUAGAGGAUCUGCUGCAGGAGGGAGAAGAAGCUGAUGAUGAUGAUAUAUACAAUGUGCUUUCCACUUUGAAGAGAUUAACUUCUUUUCAUAAUGCUCAUGAUCUCACAAAAUGGGAUCUGUUUAGUAACUGCUACAGAUUACUGAGGACUGGAAUUGAACAUGGAGCCAUGCCAGAACAGAUAGUUGUUCAGGCACUACAGUGUUCUCAUUACUCUAUUCUCUGGCAGCUGGUGAAAAUCACAGAAGGGUCCCCCUCCAAAGAGGACUUGUUGGUAUUGAGGAAAACUGUGAAAUCCUUUCUGGCUGUCUGCCAGCAGUGCCUAUCGAAUGUCAACACUCCAGUCAAAGAACAGGCUUUCAUGCUGCUCUGUGAUCUCUUGAUGAUUUUUAGCCAUCAGCUGAUGACUGGAGGUAGAGAGGGUCUUCAACCUUUGGUGUUCAAUCCAGACUCUGGGCUCCAGUCUGAACUCCUUAGCUUUGUGAUGGACCAUGUCUUCAUUGACCAAGAUGAUGAGAACCAGAGCAUGGAGGGAGAUGAAGAAGAUGAAGCUAACAAAAUAGAGGCUUUACAUAAAAGAAGGAACCUUCUGGCAGCCUUUAGCAAACUUAUUAUCUAUGAUAUUGUAGACAUGCAUGCAGCAGCAGAUAUCUUCAAACACUAUAUGAAGUACUACAAUGACUAUGGCGAUAUCAUUAAGGAAACAUUGAGUAAAACAAGGCAAAUUGAUAAAAUCCAAUGUGCGAAGACACUGAUUCUCAGUUUGCAGCAGCUGUUUAAUGAGCUUGUUCAGGAACAAGGUCCCAAUCUGGACAGGACGUCUGCCCAUGUCAGUGGGAUUAAGGAACUGGCCCGUAGGUUUGCCCUCACCUUUGGGCUGGAUCAGAUAAAGACAAGAGAAGCCGUAGCCACGCUGCACAAAGAUGGCAUAGAAUUUGCCUUCAAAUACCAGAAUCAAAAAGGACAAGAAUAUCCACCUCCUAACCUUGCUUUCCUUGAAGUGCUUAGCGAAUUUUCUUCUAAACUCUUGCGGCAGGACAAAAAGACUGUUCACUCAUAUUUGGAGAAGUUCCUGACAGAACAGAUGAUGGAAAGGAGGGAAGAUGUAUGGCUUCCACUGAUUUCCUAUAGAAAUUCACUAGUUACUGGGGGCGAAGACGACAGGAUGUCUGUGAACAGCGGAAGUAGUAGCAGCAAAGCAUCUUCAGUGAGGAAUAAGAAAGGACGACCUCCACUUCACAAAAAAAGGGUGGAGGAUGAGAGUCUGGAAGGCUCAUGGCUAAACAGGAACGACACCAUUCAAACUCCCGGGGCUCUGCAAACACCACAGCUCACUUCAACUGUAUUGAGAGAGAACACUAGACAAAUGGGAGAGCAGAUUCAAGAGCAUGAGUCAGAACAUGGAUCUGAACAAGAUUUUUUACACAAUCCCCAGAUGCAGAUAUCUUGGUUGGGCCAGCAGAAGCUAGAAGAUUUAAAUCGAAAGGACAGGACAGGAAUGAAUUACAUGAAAGGGAGAAGUGGUGUAAGACAUGCAGUGUAAGUGUUCAAACCACUAAAGAUCCUUUUCGUGAUGAGUAAUUGAAUCAGUGAAUCUGUUAAUGAUGGACUUAAUCCUGCCCUGUGUAGUUGCUAUUUUAUUAGGGUUUGUAAAACAUUUUAUCGCUCUUAAUACAAGCACACUAACAGCUUUAUGAAGUUAUGAUGUGCAUCAGCCGAGGGAAUGUGGGCUAAGGUUUGGCACUCAGCUCUGCAAGACAUUGAUUGCUCCGGCCCCAUCCAUCAAAGCACUUUAAGCAUAAGAGUACUCCCACCAAAGUCAGUAGGACCACUCAUGUGAAUAAUCAUUUGCUGAAGUGCUUUGCUGGAUUGGGGCCAGAGUGCCCAGCACCUUACAAGAUCAAGCCGUUAAUGCUCAGGCCUGGGAACCAGUUUUGGGUUCUAUUCCCAGAAUUCCUGGUGAUUUACUGUGAGACCUUGAGCAAGUCACGAGACCUCUCCGUACUUGCUUGCCCCAUUGUAAAAUGAAGCUAUUACCACUUGCCUGCCCUAGAAGGUUGUUGUAAGGUUUAAUGCUUCGAGUAGCGUCCCUAGGAGUGUUCCACUUCCAGUGUGCAUGCACCUCUCGAGCCCUUGAUCAGAGAUUUUCAGUUAGCAGUGUCUGUUUGACUCGCGCAUGCAUCCUAUGCCUCCUGGUACCAGACACCAAGGCUAUACAGUUCUCAAUCACCUCAGCCUGAGACAGUCCCUUAGUUUGCACCUUGAGUGUGCCUUGGCUUAUCUAUUUUUCUAUACUUGUUAAGAUAGUUAGUAUUGUCAGUUGUUAGUCCAGUUAUAUUAGUUAGAUAAGUAUUGAGAGGAUUGUGUUUUUUCUCCUCUUUUCCCUUCAAGAGGCUUGUUUUUCCUAGCAGGGCAUGCCUGGCUCGCCAGGCUUCAAAUGCUGCCUCUCCUGCCAAGAGGUUAUACCUGUAAGGACAGCCACUCUAAGUGUGUCUGUUUGUUGGGGGAGUCCCACAUCUCCAAGAAGUGCAACCUCUGCCUGGCCCUCAAGUCCAGGGCAAAGAAGAACAGGGAGAUUAAACUCUCACUAUUGAUGAUGGAACACUACCUUAGGCCAGCUUCUGAGUCAGGCCAGGAGACACGCCUCCGCAUACCUGUCUCUCAACUGAUCCAGUGCCCUUUCAACCUCAGCACAGGCUUCCCCUAAGAAGGUGAAGACUUUGGAGGCUUCAUUGAAGACUUUUAAAAAGAGGAAUGCAGACUCUCACAUUAAGGAGCCAGCUCUGAAAAAGCCAAGGAGAGUUCUACAGAGAGAUUUACAGUCUCCAAAGCCUCAACCUCUUGACUUGGUACCAUUGAGUUGGAGGACUCCUCCUCUGGUACUGAGGAGGUGAUGAAGUCCCAAAGCUUAAAGGAGAGACAUGGCUCCCAUAGGACCUCGGUACCCUCUACCAGCAAAGAGGGAAAACAUACUGGACUGGCACCAUCAAGCUCAGACCAACUGUUGGUACCUAUGUAUUUGUCACCAAGCAAGCAUCGGUGCCAGACACCAUCAGCAUCUACUUCAGUACACUCACCAUCAAUGGUACUGUCAACUUCAGCAACUGUGUGCUCAGCUACUGCAUCGGUAGUGAUCCCCUACUCGGUACCACGAACAUUCAGUUAUACAAAGGAUCUCUCUAUAAUGGAUGAACCAAAGUCGCUGCUCUUAAUGGGUACCCAGCCUCUCUCAGUACCAAGAUCUCGAUCUCCUGACCACCUUCCUCUGGUAAUGUAGGACUCUGCACCACUUUCUGUGAGUGCUCCUCCAUUGGAUGAGAUGGAGGAGGAUGAAGGAGACUUCCAGUCAGUCUCCUCUAUUUCUGUUCAGGGUUCUCCAGCAUAUCCCUUCAGGAACCUACUCUCUGACAGUCACAGGGAAGAUCAUUAUCAAGCGUGGUAGAACCAACCCUGUAUGCCAUCCCCACUUCCACAUGAGUCUCGCCUUGGCCAUACUUGGAUCCUGGGGCUGCUUAUUGGAAACAAUUGGCCUGACCACCAGUACCAUCUUAUAGGGAGGCCAGAAUUAUACAGCCUUCUCCUCUGGGGAGGUACCUUGAGGCGUGGCAAGGGCAGAGCAUGCAGAGCCCUCCGCCCCCUACCCCCAGGGGCCGCAAUGCUUCCUGUAGUGGCACAAGGCCGGGGCCACCCCAGAGCCGCUUUAGGUAAGUGGCGCUGGGCCAGAGCUCGAACCCCUCCUGCACCC